Molecule: messenger RNA, 2370 nt
Organism: Durio zibethinus
Lineage: Eukaryota; Viridiplantae; Streptophyta; Magnoliopsida; Malvales; Malvaceae
Product: GPN-loop GTPase QQT1-like
Cellular component (GO): cytoplasm
Molecular function (GO): GTPase activity
Source: RefSeq, a predicted model, not a curated record
UUCAUGUGAAUGUGCCCCAUAGCAACUUAGCAUUACAGCUUGUAAUCAUGUAGUCUACUGUAAACCAUGUGCCAAAACCACCUGUUGGAGUUGGACUACCUCAGCAUUAUUAUUACUGGUGUUAUUUUUAAUUGGAUCAGACAGAUGAUCUUUAACCAUAAACCCAGGGGCCACUUGCUGCAAAAUUUUAGCCUCCUUGCUAUUGCCGAACAUUGUGUGAUUGACUUUGCUGGCAAAUGCCAUGAUGUUUGAUAUUCAUCGAGUAGAACACUAUUUAUCUCCAUUUCUAUAACCCAAAAAAGCAUACUAGUAGGCAUUAGAAAUAUUAUACAUGUAUAUAUAUUAAACAAAUUUCUUUUUUUCAAAAGGGUACGUUAACUGGUGUUUAAAAUUGUAGUUAGUAAUCACCAAAAUCUAAGCAUUAGUGGGCGCUUGGUCUAGUGGUAUGAUUCUCGCUUUGGGUGCGAGAGGUCCCGAGUUCGAUUCUCGGAGCGCCCCUUCUUUUUUUUUUUUGCGAAAUUGCACAUCACUUUCUCGAAAGUUCUUGAUUCUCUAGUUCAUCUACUCCAUCUCAAACGGUUAAACCCAGAAACCUCAACUGUAACUUGUCGCAACAGAAGCAAUUGCAACCUUGGAAACUCUCUUUGUCUAGACCAAAGUGAAAAGGCUUCAACAAGCUUCUGGACCAGGUUUGCAUUGCUGAAAUCAGAUACCUUUUCUUCUAGGUAACCUUGACUUGGAAAAUUUUCUAUGCAAAUAUAAGCAUUUAUAGAGAGAAGUAGGAUGGUGUUUGGGCAAGUGGUGAUUGGUCCACCUGGAUCAGGAAAGACUACUUACUGCAAUGGCAUGUCUCAGUUCCUCAAACUUAUUGGAAGAAAGGUUGCUGUAAUCAAUCUGGAUCCAGCCAAUGAUUCAUUACCUUAUGAGUCUGCCAUCAAUAUUGAGGAUCUCAUAAAACUAAGUGAUGUGAUGAAAGAACAUUCUUUGGGGCCUAAUGGAGGUCUUGUCUAUUGUAUGGAUUAUUUAGAAAAGAAUAUUGAUUGGUUGCAGUCUAAACUGGAACCUCUUUUGAAAGAUCACUAUCUUCUUUUUGAUUUUCCCGGCCAGGUUGAACUAUUUUUCCUUCACUCAAAUGCCAAGAAUGUUGUCAUGAAGCUCAUUAAAAAGUUGAAUCUUAGGUUGAGUGCUGUACAUUUAGUUGAUGCCCACCUAUGCAGUGACCCUGGGAAGUAUGUUAGUGCUUUGCUUCUUUCUUUAUCUACCAUGUUGCACUUAGAGCUGCCACACAUCAACGUCUUGUCUAAGAUAGACCUAAUUGAGAGCUAUGGAAAGCUGGCUUUCAAUCUGCAUUUCUACACAGAUGUGCAAGAUUUAUCAUAUUUACAGCACCAUCUUGAUCAGGAUCCCCGCUCUGCUAAGUAUAGAAAGCUUACAAAGGAGCUAUGUGAUGUAAUCGAAGACUUUAGUCUGGUCAAUUUCACUACCUUAGAUAUUCAGGAUAAAGAGAGUGUUGGGAAUCUUGUGAAGCUUAUUGACAAGAGUAAUGGAUACAUAUUUGCUGGUAUAGACGCCAGUGCAGUUGAAUUCAGCAAGAUUGCAGUACGACAAGUUGAUUGGGAUUAUUACAGAGCUGCAGCAGUGCAAGAGAAGUAUAUGAAGGAUGACGAGAAUUUUGAUGAUGAUGAUGAUUGACAGUGCUUUUUGGUGAGACAAAAGUGUGCCUAAUUGCCUAAGGUGAGCUAGUUGCAACCUUGUGCAUUCCCAUCUUUUGUUCAUUUUUAUGUUUGCUUUUAACCAUUUGGACUUGGUAAUCUCAAGUUUAUGGAAUUUAAUUUUCUUAUUACGAUCAAGAGAAUAUACAGAAAAUGAUAAAUUUUCUUUUGUUUCUUCCUUUUCAUAUUUUCCUGUUGUUAAAUCCUAAUUUAAUUCUUGUAUCAUACUCAUGAACUUCAAUUUUGUAUAAUCAAGAAAAAUAUUAUUAAAAAAAAGAAAGAGUUUACAAGAACGUGCCCCUUCAAAGAGUUGUAAAAUUUAAGAAACUAGAAUUACAAGGAACGUGGAAAGCUGGUUUUCUCAUGCAAUAAACGUAUGUUCACAACAUCCUUUUUCCUAUAUUUUCAUUUCAUUUGUUUUUUUCCCGGUGGAUGUUCCAAACAAGUGUUUUGGCAUAGACGGCUUAUCUGAGGGUUGGAAAAACCAAGUCAAUGAAAGUAAGCCGUGUUUGGCAUAGUUUGAUUUUUUAUUGUUGAGUUUCUAGGAGUUUACAUGUACAUUGGCUUGCCAAGAAUAUUCUUCACCAAGUUUCAAAGCAAUGGUUUCUAAUUCUAUAAUCUGUAUGAUUAUAAUUUUUUUUCUUUGUUUUGACUGUUC